AUGCUAACAUCCUAUAACCUUCUUCGUUCUCGUUUUCCUCGCUCUCACCAACACUGGUUUUGUACCAUUGUCGCUCUCAAACCAGAGCCUCAACCACCUCCAACCACCUUCGCCGCAACCACCACCACUACCUCCUAUUUACUUCCUUCUAGACGCCUCCUUUUUCUUGGAUUCGAUUCUCGCCGACAUCUUCAUCACAGUCAUCUCUACUCUUUCCAUCGAAGUUUCUUUACAAGAGCUAAACAGGCUCAGAUAAUUGAAUUCAAUGAUCGCCACAGUCAGCGAGCUGUUAAAACUGCAUUAUGGUGUAACUUUCUUGUUUUUUCACUCAAAUUUGGAGUAUGGUUAGCUUCCUCUAGUCAUGUUAUGUUAGCUGAAGUUGUGCAUUCAGUUGCCGAUUUUGCAAACCAGGCGCUGCUUGCUUAUGGUCUAUCUAGCUCUAGGCGGGCACCAGAUGCUAUGCAUCCUUAUGGUUAUUCCAAGGAAAGAUUUGUUUGGUCAUUAAUAUCUGCUGUUGGGAUAUUUUGUCUUGGUUCUGGUGCUACUGUUGUUCAUGGAGUUCAAAACUUGUGGGUUGCACAGCCCCCUGAGAAUAUGCAAUUAGCAGCUUUGGUGUUAUGUGGUUCAUUCGUCAUUGAAGGAGCCUCUCUUGUUGUUGCCGUUCAAGCUGUCAAACAAGGCGCAGCUGCAGAGGGAAUGAAAUUAAGAGACUAUAUUUGGCGGGGACAUGAUCCUACAUCUGUUGCAGUAAUGACAGAGGAUGGUGCUGCAGUAACUGGCCUUGCUAUUGCUGGGGCAUCAUUGGUGGCAGUGCACUAUACGGGAAAUGCCAUGUAUGAUCCCAUAGGCUCAAUAUUGGUUGGCAACUUACUUGGAAUGGUAGCCAUAUUUCUUAUCCAGAGAAACCGACAUGCUUUGAUUGGUAGAGCUAUGGACGACCACGAUAUGCAAAAAGUACUCCAUUUUUUGAAAAAUGACCCGGUUGUAGAUGCUCUCUAUGAUUGCAAAAGUGAAGUUAUUGGGCCUGGAUUCUUCAGAUUUAAGGCAGAAAUAGAUUUUAAUGGAGAUGUGGUGGUACAAAAUUAUCUUGAAAGGACUGGGCGUGAAGAAUGGGGCAAACAGUUUCGUGAAGCUGCAAAGCUGAGGGACGAUACUGCCUUGACAAAGAUUAUGUCAAAUUAUGGUGAGGAAGUAGUUACAGCAUUAGGAAGUGAAGUUGAUAGGUUAGAGAAGGAGAUCCAAAAUCUUGUUCCUGGUAUCCGCCAUGUUGAUAUUGAAGCCCACAAUCCAACAGAGUCAUCUUUGUCAAGUUAA
Molecule: messenger RNA, 1314 nt
Organism: Lathyrus sativus (Indian pea)
Lineage: Eukaryota; Viridiplantae; Streptophyta; Magnoliopsida; Fabales; Fabaceae
Source: the annotation of a GenBank genome assembly